This is a messenger RNA of Ostrea edulis (European flat oyster), 5392 nucleotides long. RefSeq names its product hypoxia-inducible factor 1-alpha-like. Bases 210 to 2297 code for a protein of 695 amino acids. The transcript has 15 exons. NCBI's taxonomy places the organism in Eukaryota, Metazoa, Mollusca, Bivalvia, Ostreida, Ostreidae. The record is from RefSeq and is a predicted model, not a curated record. Gene Ontology annotation, molecular function: protein dimerization activity; DNA-binding transcription factor activity, RNA polymerase II-specific; RNA polymerase II transcription regulatory region sequence-specific DNA binding. Gene Ontology annotation, biological process: regulation of transcription by RNA polymerase II; cellular response to hypoxia.
AGAUGCAUAUUUUAGAUGGUUUCAUCUGUCCAAAAUAAAUACACAAGGUGAAGGUUACAUCUCGAAGCGUUGAGAAAACACGAGUUAAGUCGCUUGAGCUAUAUCCGGUUUCAUUCGCAGGAAGUGCACAAACAGAGACUCUAUUGGUAAAUAUUUUUCAGACAUUUUGUGAACUUUCAACAGAAACAGAGAGUUUUAAUUCUAUCCUGAUGAGCUCGACUACAAAAAGAAGGAAUUCGGAGAAGAGGAAGGAGAAGUCUCGAGAUGCAGCUCGAUGUCGACGCGGCAGGGAGACGGAGAUUUUCUCUGAACUGGCUGAUCAGAUCCCACAAUACAUUGGCAGUCACGGUCAGUUGGACAAGGCGUCCAUAAUGAGGCUGGCCAUCAGCUAUCUAAAGAUCAGCAAAAUCAUGGAAACGCAACGGAACAAUAGACAUGCUCCAUGUGAGGAAUUCGAUACGCUGUACAGCAAGGCCCUGGAUGGAUUUAUCGCCAUUCUGUCUAAUGAAGGGGAUCUCGUCUACAUCUCGGAGAGCGUUUCCAAGUACCUGGGUAUUCAACAGGUGGACCUAGUGGGGCAGUCAAUAUACGAAUUUGUCCAUCCUUGUGACCACGAGGACAUCACAGAUAUUUUUCACAACACUGGACGCGACAAGAAAAAAUCGGAUGACCGUCAUCACACUUUCUUCGUCAGAAUGAAAUGCACGCUGACCAACAAGGGCAAGAAUGUCAAUCUGAAGUCAGCAACUUAUAAGGUGAUCAAAUUUUCGGGGAAGCUGAUCAAGGACAAUAUCAAAAAGGAAUCGGGAGGGGAGGGGACUGCCCCAUAUCUGUUGGUCAUUGGGGAGCCCAUCCCCCACCCGUCAAACAUUGAGAUCCCCCUCGACAGAAUGACUUUCCUCAGCAGACACAACAUGGACAUGAGAUUCACCUACUGCGAUGACAGGGUGAAGGAUUUGCUGGGCUAUAAUUGUUCUGACCUGGUCAAUAAAUCUUUGUUCGACUACCAUCAUGCUCAGGACAGUGAGGUCAUUGACCAUGCCUACAAAAACUUAAUUGCCAAGGGUCAAGUGAUGACCAGUCAGUAUCGAUUCCUGGCCAAAACUGGUGGCCAUGUAUGGGUCAUCACUCAAGGAACAGUCAUCUACAACAGCCGCACCCAGAAGCCCCAGUGCAUUGUGUGUGUCCAUUACGUGCUUAGUGGAAUUGAAAACCCGAGCACGAUCCUGUCUUUGGCCCAGCAGACGUACCAGCAACAGAUUGCCAUGAUUCCCUUGGAGGUGAAACUCAGCACUGAGGACGUCUUCAGACCACGACCAGAGAAUGUCAAAGUGGACGAGUUUUACUUCCCGCCUGGCAGUAAGAUGUCAUCCAUGAAAAUUGAUGAAACGGUAGACCUGACCCACCUAGCGCCAACAUCAGGCGAUACCUGCGUGCCGUUAAUGGAAGAAGAUUGUGUGCGUUACUCAGGCAACAUACCAAUGCCUGUCCUGAAAGAAGAGCCGGAUAUUUUCAGCAAGAGAGUAUGCUCUCAGCCGACUUAUUCACCGUUGUCCAGUCCUCACUCGGUGAGCCCGGCCCCCAUCAGCCCCAUGGAUUACACUACACCUCUAACGCCUAGUGUAGUGGAUGCCAUGGACAAAUUUUUCUCAGCUGUGGAGACCUACCCCAGGAAUGAUCAGGCUGCUGCGGAUCUGGAUAUGGAUAUGAGGGCCCCAUAUAUACCUAUGAACAAAAAGGAGGAUUUCAGUUUACUGCCACCCACAAGCGAUGCAUUGUUUACCAUCAACAAUGACUUCAACCCUGGUCUGUUUGGAAGAACAGAGUCUGUGUUUGUACCCAAGGACAAGCUUUACCAGGACCCACCCAAGGAGGCACGAACGAGCAUACGCGACAUGUUAGUUGGAAGUACUGCUGUCGCUGGCAUUGAACAGCCGCCUGACACAUUUAACUUACAGCUCAAGCGCCCCCUGGACAUGAACAGUCUGGAAAAAGGUCCGCCACCUAAGAAACAUUGCACCCAGGAGUAUCAGGAACCGCCUCAAAAACACAGCGUCCUGAUGAGUCUCCUGGUCAAUGGUGAGGACCUGCCCACUGGGUAUUCGGUCAAGAAGCAACAAAAACAUCAGCCCAAAGCAUAUUUAUCAGAACUGAAGGGGAACAGUGGUGGUGGUAAAAGGCUACCACAGAAUCCAGUCCUAGAAGAGGAGGAGAUCCAGACUCCGGACUUGUUGCUCCAGAAUCCAGAUUUGUUGGCUGCUCUGGAGCUGUUUUUGCCAAAUUCGGAGCUUAUGUGACAUAGAUAUUGUAACCAUGGUAACUGGUGUUGUGGAACUUGCACAAGAUAAUAAAAUUAAGAAACUAGUGGUUGCUAUGUGACCUGCGUUACUCUGUGAAUUGUAACUAGUUGUGUCUCUUACCGCUUUUAAAAAAGUGCUAUCAUUUCAUCUUAUGACAUGUAGGAUCCAGAAUUCUCAGGCGGGGAUCCGGUGAUUUUUCAUAUGUUAUUGUUUUCAUUAUGUUUUUGAAUAUCAUGUAAAUGACAGAUGUUUUUGAGCACAGAGGUUUAUUACAGAGGAAGGAACUAGUUUGUAAUAUAUAUAAACAAUAAUCAAUUUUUUGCGCAUUUUGAUACAGGGCUUGGAUCCAUGAUAGAUUAUGGCGUGUGUUUGACCGUUGAUAAAUCAUGUUUUAAAACUGCUUGUAGAUGUUGAGCUUUACAAAUGGUAGAUAUAUUUUUAAGAAUGCCAUUGUUUUUUCAGAAGCUGACUGCUGUCAUCUUCAUGGUUUUUAUCUUGCUCUGACACAUUCUCUGUGACAGUUAACGCACUACUAAAUAAAUCAAAAGCUCAUAUAUCUAUUUUAUAAUAUAUAUAUAUAUAUAUAUAUCUUGUCGAAAGGAAAAAGAUUUAAAAAAAAAAAAAAAAAACUUGUAAAAAGAAUAAAAAAAAUAGUUUAAAAAGUCAACCAAAAAAAAAAAAAAAAAUAAAAAAAAAAAAAUAAAAAAAAUAGGAUAGGGUAUAUUUUAACUGUGUAAUCUUAUAAUGUGUCAGCAUGGGUGUGUUUGUUUAUGUUGUAGUGCUUAACUGUUAUAUGCAAAUGCUGCCAUCGUAUGUUACUUAUCAUGUUUUAUGGUUGAAAUUUUGUCAGAUGAAAUCCUGAUUUGUUUUGCCCUAUGCAGGUACUUGUAAUGAGCAAAUAAACAAAUUCAUUGUAAUUAAUGAGGAAUAACAUGUUUUCAUAAUGGCUAAUUUCCCUUAAAAAAUAUCAGCAAUAUAAUAUUCCUUCAGUGGUUGAUUGGUGAGAUUGUUGAUCUGUCUAGAUUUUGAGUUCGAGUCUUGCAGGGGUUUGUUUCACUUUCCCCCAGUUGUUUUCUUUUUAAAAAGGCAUUGUUAUAUUAUUUUACAUUUCCUCUACUUUCUAUUUACGCAGUUUUUUCUGUUGUGUUAUACCUCCUUAAAGUUUGUUAUCAAUUAGUAAAUUUACUACCCUGACAAAAAAGGUUCAGCAUGGGCCGACUCUGAGAAACAGUAGUAUAUUUAUAAGAACGUGCCAAGGAUCUUCUUUUAAGCAGCAUGUUCUCUCUGUUAAUGUGGGAGAUUGACCUAGGAUGUUACAGAUAUAUUUUUAUUUGAAAUAUACAUGUUUCCAAUAGAGAUUAUUAUUUUUAACUUGUUUAACAAUGAAAGUGUUCAGUACAUUAUCCACUGUUAAUUUUCGAGAGACUUCAACUUGUCAGAGUGUUUACUAAAAUUGACUAGUUGUUAUGGGUUAUUUUUUUUUCGUUUGGCCUGGUUGUCCAGGUUAUGGUGGAUUAUGUGGAGCAGCACUAUGUGAUAUCUAGGGCAAGCUGCUGUUUGGGGUUAAAGGUCAAAGCCAAUAUGCCAGUUUCGAGAUACGAACUCUUCUGUAUAAGAAGACUAAGGCGGUGCAUUUAGUGGAACUUUGAAUGCCUAAGUGGGGCAGAGUGGAUAUACAGCCAACGAGGAAGACGAUGAAAUGUAUUAAAAGCGGCUUCUCUUUAAAUGUGUAAAUGUGGGAAAUACUAAAUGCUAUCGAAAGAAAUGUUUUACCGAAGUGGAAACGUACAAUGUCAUAUUUGCAAGAAAUAUCUUGGAUAUGGUACUUAUGACCAGCAAAAUCAUGUGAUAGGAUAAUUCUAUGUAUUUAAUUACUUCCUAAAUACUUAUCACUUACUUACAAAUGUAGUUUGUGUAUCAGUCGAAUUCGGGUUAUUAAACAGCGUAUGAGAAACUUACUGAGUACAUUCACUUACACUGUGAUGAAUAUCUGUCCCACUCCCGCGUGUAAACAAAUUUUUUCACGCCUUACUAUGUACAAGAGUUCUACAAAGGGAAAUAACUUGGACGUAUCUCGAAACCGGCGUAAUCUUGGACUCUUACCAAGAAAUUUUACAGGACAAUGCUGCAAACUACUGAAUAGACAAUUGCUUAAAUUUAUCAGAUAGUGAAAGUAUCGUCGACGAUGACUAGUGAUGGUACCACCUUUUGAUGGCUAGUGAUGACGACACACACCUCUGUUGACUCAUGAUGGUACUAUCUCUGACAGUUCGUGUAAUUUUCCAGUUUUUCAUGCCAUAGUUUUAUCCAAGAUCCCCAGGUUUAUGAUGUAAUGUCCUAUUAGCAAUUGAAGACUCUCUGCUAUUUAUUUAAGUAUGAGAUGAAUAGAUACAGAAAAGUUACAAAGUAUUGAUAUUGGAUAGCUGUAGUGAAUAUUUACGGUGAGGGAUGAAAUUAAUUUGCGGAAAUGCCACCCUCCCCUCUCCACUCCCAGGAAUUGCUUCAGUGUUUGUACAGCUUGUGUAUGUUAAGCAUAUAUUUAAAGAGAUUCUUCAUCAUAUAUAUAUUUCAUUAAAAAUAUCAUACAUUAAUCUUUGAACGUUAUGUCUGUAAGAUUUCUAUAAAGAGACUGGAAGGGUAUGGUUAAUAAUGCCUAAAUUUCUAAUCAUUCUGAGGUGGUUUUUUCUCCCUGCUGGGUAUUUCCUUUUAACUUUUGUCUUUUUUGUUUUUGUAUUUUGUUCCUUUCUCCUUUUUUGGUUGUUUUGUAUUGUAGUUUUUGUUGUUUUUUUUCUCAUUGAAAACUACUUCAGAACACACAAUAUCUGAACAGGACUUGAUCGAGGUGGGCCUAUUUUUGAAAAUGAUUGUCCUCAGAUUUAUAUUAAUACAAAUGAAUCUAUAUUAUCUGGAUUGUGAAAUCUCCAGUAUCAUGAAUACAGACACUUGCCUUCAACUCUUUGUUGUGCUGCCAUACUUGAUCAUCCCCCAUUCAGGGGAAACACUGUUAAUGUGUUGUUUUAAUGUGUGUAUAACUACACAAUUCAUUGUAAAUCAAACUCAUUGUAGUACAAUAAAGAUAUAAAACUACAAAA